AUGGCGGACGAUGGCAUGCUUAUGAACUUUGACGUUGGAGACGGGAUUAUCAGCUCGCAGCAGAAAUUUAAAGGCGGGAAGUGGAAGGACCGCCUCGUCGCCAAAAAAAUUGCGGACCACCGACACAAGAAAUCAAAGCAGCCAUAUACCGCAGAAAACGGCAGCCAGGGCACAAGACGAGGAGAAAGAGACCAUGGAGGCGCCUCCAAUCGUCCACCGAAGCGGCAGAGGUUGAACAAUGGGGAUUUUCAACCGAGUACCGCUACCAUAACUGGGGUUUCCAAUAAUUCUGGCAGCAAAUAUGCUACCGGCCCGCAAAGACAAGUCAUCUCGUCGCUAUUCUCGUACAAUCCCGUUCCUACGACUGUUUCUAUGGCGGAUACGUCUACGGUGCAAGACGACGCUGAAGCUCCCAAGGCAUCCAAUGCACCUCUCAUCGAUGGAAUUGAUACAUUUACCUCUCUCGGCCUAUCACCAGAGCUUGCGGCGCAUCUAUUGACUAAAUUGAAGCUGAAGAACCCUACCGCGAUUCAAAAAAGCUCGAUUACCCAGCUAUUAAAGGAAAACUGUGAUGGGUUCAUACAGGCAGAGACUGGCUCUGGAAAGACGCUUGCAUAUCUCCUACCCUUGGUACAGCGGCUAAUGAACUUGUCCGGUCCUAAAAAUACAGAGGGAGGAAAGGGGGCAACCACUCCAAUUCACAGAGACUCGGGAUUAUUUGCAAUCAUCCUCGCGCCAACUCGGGAGCUUUGCAAGCAGAUAUCUGUGGUACUCGAUGGAUUAUUGAACUGUGCUCAUUGGCUGGUGGCCGGCACAGUUAUCGGUGGAGAGAAGAAAAAAUCAGAAAAAGCCAGGCUGAGGAAAGGGCUGAAUAUCCUUGUUGCGACUCCCGGACGGCUUGCGGAUCAUUUGGAUAAUACCCAAGUUCUUGACGUGGGCCUUGUGAGGUGGCUAGUUCUAGAUGAAGGUGACAGGUUGAUGGAAUUGGGUUUUGAAGAAGAGAUUCAAGGCAUUAUUAAAAAGUUGGACUCGAAAAGGAGGCCAACGUCCAAGAUUACAAACCUUCCGCCCAGGAGAUUAACAGUAUUAUGUUCUGCUACGUUGAAGAUGAACGUGCAGCGUUUGGGUGAGAUGAGUUUGAAGGAUGCAGUACACAUACAGGCAGACCCGGCAGAUGAAAUAGAGGAUGGCUCUUCUGAAUCUGGAGAUGCGCAGAAGGCCUUGGAAUUCUCAGCACCAGCUCAACUCAAGCAAUCGUUCGCAAUCGUUGCAUCAAAGCUACGGCUUGUCACCUUGACAGCCCUCCUCAAAAGCACAUUUGCACGCAAGGGAACUGUUAUGAAGGCUAUUGUUUUUGUUUCAUGCGCAGAUUCGGUAGACUAUCAUUUCGAGGUUUUCAGUAGGAAAUCCAACAAGGCCACGACAGCUGAUGAUGGUGAAAAGGGAGAAGACUCAGAUGCCGAAAAGGCGCCUACCACUAACUCGUCUAUACAGGGAACAGUAGCCGAAUCUCCAACGCUAUCAAAUCCGACAAAUUUGGUAGUACUGCAUAAGCUCCAUGGCUCCCUUCCCCAACAUGUUCGAACCGCCACGCUCUCCGCAUUCGCCAAACAAAAGGAUACCUCUGUGCUAAUCUGUACAGAUGUUGCGUCUCGUGGUCUUGAUCUACCAAAUGUUGACUUUGUUAUUGAAUAUGACCCAGCAUUUUCUGCCGACGAUCAUCUUCAUCGUAUCGGACGUACAGCUCGAUUAGGUCGUGAUGGUCGUGCUUUAAUCUUCCUCCUCCCUGGAAGUGAAGAAGGAUAUAUCAAUGUUCUAAAACGCGGGUAUCGCGAUGAUAAUGGCAAGGCCGUAACGCGCAGUGACGAAAACGAAAUUUUGAAGAGAGGAUUUGGUCGGAAUAACGGCUCGGUAGGCCAGGGAUGGGAAGAAGCAGCCACGGAAUUCCAACUAGAUAUAGAACGUUGGACACUAGACAACCCUACCAUCCUAGAAAUGGCACGUCGGGCUUUCCAAUCCCACAUUCGAGCCUACGCUACUCAUGUUGCCAGCGAGAGGGAAUACUUCAACAUAAAGGACCUCCAUCUAGGCCAUUUGGCGAAAGGGUUCGGAUUACGAGAUCGGCCAACGAAAAUCAACGUUCCUGGCCUCCGAACCGGCAAGGAAGAAACGAAAAAGGCGUUCAAAGCAAAUAGGGCAAUAGAUUCCGGGGAUAAGAAGAAUGAUUCUGGCCCCAAGAAUGAUAGUGCAGCCGAUAAGAUGCGGAAGAAGAUGAGAGAGCACAUGGCGGCAGCUAACGAGUUCAACAUUGCUUAA
Molecule: messenger RNA, 2316 nt
Organism: Microsporum canis CBS 113480
Lineage: Eukaryota; Fungi; Ascomycota; Eurotiomycetes; Onygenales; Arthrodermataceae
Product: ATP-dependent RNA helicase DBP7
Exons: 1
Coding region: 1-2316 (771 amino acids)
Biological process (GO): ribosome biogenesis
Cellular component (GO): nucleus
Molecular function (GO): RNA helicase activity; ATP binding; nucleic acid binding
Source: RefSeq, a predicted model, not a curated record